CAGAUCCAGAUUCUUUCCUGUGGGUGCUAUUUGCAAGAUGGACAACGAAUCAAAGUACUUACUCUUCAAAGGACUUUUGGUGCCUAAAAUAUGUCACACGCCAGAGAGUCUGAAAUAUGCCGAAGAGUUUUGCGUUAGGGACGACGACGUGUUCGCGGUAACCUACCCAAAAUCUAGUACAACAUGGAUGCAAGAAAUCAUCCCACUUAUUUUGAGUGAUGGAGAUCUAACACCUAUACACACCAUUCCAACAUGGGACAGAAUUCCUUGGCUUGAGGAAACGCGAGCACAACUAUUUCUUGACAGCCGUCCCUCCCCACGUGCUAUUGCAUCCCAUUUAUGGUAUCAGCAUAUGCCUCCAUCCUUCUUCAAGUCCAAAGCUAAGGUAUUGUAUCAUCAGGGUUGA
Polypterus senegalus (gray bichir) is the source of this 406-nucleotide messenger RNA. RefSeq names its product sulfotransferase 2B1-like. Gene Ontology annotation, cellular component: cytoplasm. NCBI's taxonomy places the organism in Eukaryota, Metazoa, Chordata, Cladistia, Polypteriformes, Polypteridae. Gene Ontology annotation, molecular function: sulfotransferase activity. Gene Ontology annotation, biological process: sulfation. The transcript has 2 exons. The record is from RefSeq and is a predicted model, not a curated record. Bases 38 to 406 code for a protein of 122 amino acids.